Molecule: messenger RNA, 2731 nt
Organism: Callorhinchus milii (elephant shark)
Lineage: Eukaryota; Metazoa; Chordata; Chondrichthyes; Chimaeriformes; Callorhinchidae
Gene: fah
Product: fumarylacetoacetate hydrolase (fumarylacetoacetase)
Exons: 14
Coding region: 16-1272 (418 amino acids)
Biological process (GO): L-tyrosine catabolic process; homogentisate catabolic process; L-phenylalanine catabolic process
Molecular function (GO): fumarylacetoacetase activity
Source: RefSeq, a predicted model, not a curated record
UCUCUGCUCUGAAUCAUGUCUUUCAUCAGACUGGCACAAAGCUCCGAUUUCCCCAUUCAAAACCUCCCGUAUGGCGUGUUUUCUACUCCAGACAAACCUAACCACAGAUUAGGUGUUGCCAUUGGAGACCAGAUUUUAGAUCUCAGUGUUAUUAAGCAUCUCUUUUCUGGACCAGUUCUUUCCAAGCAUCAGGAUGUAUUUGAUCAGCCAACUCUCAAUUCCUUCAUGGCGCUGGGCUACGAGUCUUGGAGGGAAGCUCGAGCUGUUCUGCAGCAACUCCUGUCAGCCAGCGACCCCACACUGCGAGAUAAUGUGGAACUGAGAAAAAGAGCAUUUGUGCAGCUAUCUUCAGCUACCAUGCAUCUUCCUGCAGAAAUUGGGGAUUACACUGAUUUCUAUUCUUCGCGUGAUCAUGCUACCAAUGUUGGAAUGAUGUUUCGAGGAAAGGAAAAUGCUCUCAUGCCUAACUGGUUGCAUUUACCUGUUGGUUAUCAUGGACGAGCAUCAUCUAUUGUGGUCUCCGGCACCUCUAUCAGAAGACCAAGCGGACAGAUGAGACCGGAUGAGACAAAACACCCUGUGUUUGGAACCUGCAAACUCCUGGACUUUGAGUUGGAAAUGGCUUUCUUCAUUGGUUCUGCUACUAAGUUGGGAGAGACCAUUGCAGUGUCUAGAGCCCAUGAGCAUAUCUUUGGCAUGGUUCUUAUGAAUGACUGGAGUGCUCGAGAUAUUCAGAAAUGGGAGUAUAUUCCCCUGGGACCCUUUCUUGGGAAGAGCUUUGGGACCACCAUCUCACCAUGGGUUGUACCAAUGGAAGCUCUAAUGCCGUUUGUGGUGCCCAAUACUGUGCAGGAUCCCAAACCUCUGCCGUACUUGUGCCACAACGAUCCUUACACCUUUGACAUCAACCUUUUUGUGUCCAUCAAAGGUGAAGGGAUGGCUGAAAUGACCAACAUUUGUAAGUCUAACUUCAAGCACAUGUACUGGACCAUGAAGCAGCAACUCGCUCAUCAUACUGUUAAUGGGUGUAAUGUACGACCUGCAGAUCUGAUGGCAUCUGGAACUAUCAGUGGUCCCACGCCAGACAGCUUUGGCUCUAUGUUGGAGCUGUCGUGGAAAGGAACAAAGUCGGUUGACCUUGGCAAUGGACAAAAGCGCAAGUUCCUUCAGGAUGGUGAUGAAGUCAUAAUAACUGGCUAUUGCCAAGGUACUGGAUAUCGAAUAGGAUUCGGACAAUGUACUGGAAAAGUGCUUCCAGCGAUUCAGAUGUAAUGCAUUGGGCAUCUUCUGAACAGGAUCAAAUGAGGAAUGCUGCCUAUUUUCCAAUAAUGCCUGAACAGUUUAAUUCUUGCAAAUGUCAUGUUCCCUCAAUUUAAGAAUCUAUCUCAAUCGCCAAAGUAAAUAGUAACAUUGCUGUGAAUAUUUACUGAUAAUAGUAUUCUGAAUAACCCACAAGGUCACUUAUUAUUAAGCACUUGUAGAAACAAAAACAAAAAAGUAUAACUCUUAAAUAAAAAUUGCCAUUUAAUCUACUGAUUUUUUUUUCAACGGCAAUUUUUACAUCACGGGACACAAAAUUAAUCCUACAAGCUAAGAAUCAGUCAAAAAAAAUCGUCUACUGCCUUGUAUUCCUAUAAAUACCGUAGAAUAUUUCUGCAAUGGACUAAAAUAUUGGCAAAAGCAGUGACUAUUUGAGAUUUAGUCCCAAUGUUGGGUUAAAGUGCAUUGAUUGGGUGUUGAUAGAAAGAACACAGCAUUUCACAUGCACUGCUAAGGAGCAACCCUGUCUGAGUGUCUGAAAUCAAUAUAAAUUGCUCUUCAAUUGAAAUGACUGUCUUUGCAGAGUUAUUCUGUUCUAACAAUUGGCACAGAGCAAUCAAGAGCAGUGCAUUAAAUUGGAGCAAGGAAAACUCACUAAUAUUGAUUUUGAUACAGCCAUUGAGACUGCUUAUAAAUCUAAGCAUUAUAUUAACUACUACAGCAGAGGAUUGCACUAAUGUUAUGGCCCAGAACUCUUAACAUUUUAAUAUGUAUGUUGGGAAACAUGAAAUUAUUCUAAUUUUUAGAAUAUAGUUGUUUUUAACAAAAUUACCAGAAUUUCGUCAAGGUGGGUAAAUACUUGUCGGUAUUGAAUAUCGGUUGCAGUGAGAGCAUUCCCAUAGAUGUCACUGUGCUUUUGUGAUGGAGCUGACUAGAUAAUGAAAUGUAUCUGUUUUAAAAUAGUAGGGAAACUUACACAGCACAAUUAUGUUUUCAGGUAGGAGGUAUCUUCAUAUGAAAUCUUUGACAAACUCCGCCAUGUUUUUGUAUUGGGGUUUAAUUUGCAACAUGUGCUAACUGUGCCUCCUGGCUUGUGAAUAUUGAUUGCAUGGAUUUGUCAACUGUCAGGAUUUGCCUUUUACAGAUCUCAUAGUUUAGUAUUCGUAAAUUGGAAACCAGCAAUUAGUGCAUUGAAUUGUCACACUAAAAUUGCUUUCAGAUCCAAUGCAACAACAACAACUUGCAUUUAUAUAGCCCCCUUCACACGGUGUAGUGUCCUGGAGUGUUUUUACCUCCAAUGUCCUGUGAACUCGAGGCACAAUAAAUCAAUGGUGAUUUCUCCAUUACAGUUGGUUUCAAACUAUCCAAAGCACAGGUGACCACAGCACUACUGGAGUCCUGUAGCUCAGUGGUUAGAGCACUCGCUGUGCAAGCGAGAGACCUGUGUUCAAUUCCAGGCAGCGCGAAACCU